UAUUUAAAAGCAGAAUCUUCCAUUCUCAUUCCAGUUAGUAGUACUUCAAUUCAAGAAAAUCUCGACCCUUUGUGUGUAAUUUCAACAACUGUCUUUCUUUUUUUUGCCGACUUUCAAUCCCAGUGAGUCUGAUUACAAGCUUUCCCAACUUGCAAAAAUUCCAAAAAGAACUUCAAAACAAAAAAUCAAUCUUUUGGACAUUUGAUGUUGAGUUUCCCAAAAGGGUAAAAAUGGCAACUUUUAGUGGUUUAGAAAUUGGUUUGAGUUUUGUAUGCGGGUGUGUUCUCUUAGGCUGUGCUGCAGAGCUCUACUAUAUUCUAUGGUGGAAGAAAAGAAGAAUUGAUAUUGAGAACCAAAAUCUAAAGCUAUCUUUUUCUUCUUGUUCUUCCAAUUAUACCCCUACUCACCUCUCCUCCUACAUUUCCUGUUGGAAAAACCUUAAUUCUUCAGAACCCACAAAAACCCAAGAAAAACAACAAGAUCCAGAGAUGGGUUUGGUGGAAGAUCUGGUUUUAAUGGGUUCUGAAGAAGAAAGUUUCGAUCUUGAACUCAUGAGGCUGCAUAAUCUCCAUGGACCUCCAAGGUUUUUAACCACCAUUAAUGAAGAAACCAAAGAGGAUUUGGAAUCAGAGAGGAGUAGAAAAGGGUCAAGAACCAGAAGUUUGAGUGAUCUUCUUGUUCAUUUCGAUACCCCACAAGCUUCACCGCCAUUGAAGGCGUCACAGUUGCUAAAUCCGGAAAGUUUUCAAUUUCAUCACCAUGGAUUUAAUCCGCUUUAUGAUAUUGAUAUUAACAAGGUCGGAUCUUCACCACCUCCCACGUUCAAGUUCUUGAGAGAUGCAGAGGAGAAGCUUUUGAGAAGAUUGAUGGAAUUAGAGUCUGAAAAAGAGGCGAAUUCUUCUGCGAAAAUGGUGGAGAAAGAUGGCUCUGUAAAAUUGGUCGAAAGUAAGGGAAAGAUUCAACAAAGUCAUCAAAUUUCAGCUGCUUCAAAGGUGAUUCCAUUGUCGUCUUCGCCAUCAAACAAUGAGUGAAAUUGACAUGAAACAGUGAGCAUGCAGCUACAGGUUCUUGAAGUGGGUGAUGCUUUCUUUUUUCUUGAUUUUUUUUUUUUAAUUUAUUUGUUCUUAGUAAGUUAGUGUUUUCGUGUAUGUAUAAGUACAAGUUAGAGAAUCUGUGUUUAUUAAGUUAGAUCUUAGAUGCUUUCAAAGUGAUUACUUCAAGUCUUCAAUAAUCAGAUUACGGAUCAUAUAAAUUUUACAUAUGCUUUAAAAUAAAUUAAUGAGCUAUUUAAAAUAAUCAUUUUUUGA
Lactuca sativa (garden lettuce) is the source of this 1307-nucleotide messenger RNA. RefSeq lists its product as uncharacterized. The record is from RefSeq and is a predicted model, not a curated record. Lineage: Eukaryota; Viridiplantae; Streptophyta; Magnoliopsida; Asterales; Asteraceae.